UCUAGCUUUAUUCGAUUUAACCGUGGCACGAAGAAGAUGGCUGACUUUACCGAGGUGGACGGAGAGAAACUCAGCAAAAAGUAUGGUCAUUGAUUGGUGUUGAUCAGUAGGUCAGCCUGCCUCACUAUGCUGACUUUGAUGGUCAGGGCUGCCCGGCACCAAGUGUGCCAAGCCUUUGGGGUCAGGGCUCAAGGAGUAAAGUUUGCUCUCCCCUGCACAGCAGCAGUCCCAGCUCUAAUUCAGGGGAAUCGCUGGAGAGGUGACAAAAGUGAGCUGAAGAGGCGAAUGAAAGCUGAGAAGAAGGCAGCUGAGAAGGAAGCCAAAGUCAAAGAGCAAGUGGAGCAGAAGAAGGAAACCAAUGACCAGGCGGAUCAGAAUGCAUACGGGACAGAGGAAGAGACCUUGGACCCUAAUCAAUACUUUAAGAUCCGUAGCCAAGCCAUCCAGGCUCUAAAAGGCACAGCAGAGGACCCCUACCCACACAAGUACCAUGUAGAUCUGUCACUCACAGAGUUCAUUGAAAAAUACAACCACCUACAGCCUGGAGACCAGCUUACAGACGUUGUCCUCUGUGUAGCAGGCCGUGUCCAUGCCAAGAGGGCAUCCGGGGCCAAGUUGAUAUUUUAUGAUUUGAGAGGGGAAGGUGUCAAGCUGCAGGUUAUGGCAACCAACAGGAACUACAAGUCUGAGGAUGAGUUUGGGCACAUCAACAACAAGCUACGGCGUGGUGACAUUAUUGGUGUCCGUGGUAACCCAGGGAAAACUAAAAAGGGCGAGCUGAGCAUCAUUCCCAUAGAGAUGACCCUACUUUCACCUUGCUUGCAUAUGCUUCCCCAUCUCCACUUUGGCCUCAAAGACAAGGAAACAAGAUUCCGCCAGCGUUACCUUGAUCUAAUUCUCAAUGACUUUGUGAGGCAGAAGUUUCUAACACGUGCCAAGAUCAUCACUUAUCUUCGCAGUUUCCUGGACGGGCUGGGAUUCCUGGAGAUUGAGACACCCAUGAUGAAUCUGAUUCCUGGUGGAGCUGUGGCCAAACCCUUUGUCACCUACCACAACGACCUUGACAUGAACCUUUACAUGAGGAUCGCUCCUGAGCUCUAUCACAAGAUGCUUGUGGUUGGGGGGAUUGACAGAGUUUAUGAGAUUGGACGGCAGUUCAGAAACGAAGGCAUUGACCUUACCCACAAUCCUGAGUUUACCACCUGUGAAUUCUAUAUGGCUUACGCCGAUUACCAUGACUUGAUGGACAUCACAGAGAGGCUGCUCUCAGGGAUGGUUAAGCACAUCACUGGAGGGUACAAAGUAAAGUAUCAUCCAGAGGGGCCAGAGGGUCAGGCUGUUGAGAUUGACUUUACUCCUCCAUUCAGGAGAAUCAGCAUGACACACGACCUGGAGAAGGAGAUGGGUGUCAAGUUCCCAGCUACUGACACAUAUGACAGUGACGAGACCCGUAAAUUCUUUGAUGAUCUGUGUACCCAGAAAGGAGUGGAGUGUCCUCCUCCUAGAACCACUGCCCGCCUCCUUGACAAGUUGGUGGGAGACUUCCUGGAAGUCACAUGUAUCAACCCCACAUACAUCUGUGACCACCCACAGAUCAUGAGCCCAUUAGCCAAAUGGCACCGGUCAGAGAAAGGCCUGACGGAGCGCUUUGAGCUGUUUGUAAUGAAGAAGGAGAUCUGUAAUGCCUACACUGAGCUGAAUGACCCUAUCAGACAGAGAGAGCUGUUUGAGCAACAGGCUAAGGCCAAGGCAGAGGGUGAUGAGGAGAGCAUGUCCAUUGAUGAAACCUUCUGCACAGCACUAGAGUAUGGCUUGCCACCGACUGCUGGGUGGGGCAUGGGCAUUGACCGCCUUACCAUGUUCCUCACAGACUCUAACAACAUCAAGGAGGUGCUGCUCUUCCCUGCCAUGAAGCCUGAUGACAACAAGACAGCCCUUCCCACAGAGGGCACUUCUGUCUAGUAUUGUGACCUCACCACCUGGCUGAUAUCUACCGACAAUGGCAUGAUGAGACCUGUGGAAUGAACUUAAUUGGUUCGUUCAUUAAUUGGUUCGUUCAUUGUGGGUCAUGAUGGAGUUGAAGUUUUCCAUUUUUUUUUUACUUAAUUCUUGCAAUCUGCAUUAAUGUGGAAAAUAAGGGACUUUUAAAUAUAUUUUUCAACAAUUACAGUUUAAUAGAAAGUAUCAAAACUGUGCUGUUGCAUGGAAUUACUUCAGGCUUUUUCCCCUUUUUGUCUUUAAGUGUGAUUAACAUUCUAGUCUCGUAUGUUAGCGAUUGAAGGUUUCUCGUGUUCUAAAAGUUAUGUAUGCUCUACAACUUAAUUAUUUUUAAAUAAAACAAUAUGUUCAUCUGCAAUUACCUGCCAUUAUCACAAAUAAACUUGACAAAUGACAAAUGUG
Messenger RNA from Esox lucius (northern pike), 2400 nucleotides. RefSeq names its product lysyl-tRNA synthetase 1 (gene kars1). The transcript has 15 exons. Gene Ontology annotation, molecular function: lysine-tRNA ligase activity; ATP binding; tRNA binding. Gene Ontology annotation, cellular component: cytosol; aminoacyl-tRNA synthetase multienzyme complex; nucleus. NCBI's taxonomy places the organism in Eukaryota, Metazoa, Chordata, Actinopteri, Esociformes, Esocidae. Gene Ontology annotation, biological process: basophil activation involved in immune response; lysyl-tRNA aminoacylation; diadenosine tetraphosphate biosynthetic process. The record is from RefSeq and is a predicted model, not a curated record. The coding region runs from base 127 to 1962 and encodes 611 amino acids.